Lucilia cuprina (Australian sheep blowfly) is the source of this 774-nucleotide messenger RNA. RefSeq lists its product as uncharacterized. Lineage: Eukaryota; Metazoa; Arthropoda; Insecta; Diptera; Calliphoridae. The transcript has 3 exons. The record is from RefSeq and is a predicted model, not a curated record. The coding region runs from base 1 to 750 and encodes 249 amino acids.
AUGACACAUAAUUUACUCACCCAACUCAACCUACCCUUACGUCAGACGUAUUUCUGGACCGACUCAUCUAUAGUUUUGGCCUGGCUUAGUAAACACCCUAAUUUGUGGAACACAUUUGUAGCAAACCGAGUUUCUACAAUAAUCCAGACUGUCGGUGUUGAAAAUUGGUAUCAUGUUGCUUCGCACGAUAAUCCUGCCGAUGUUGCUAGCCGAGGAUGUAAUGCUGAUGAGUUAAAAGAUGACACUUUAUGGUGGAAUGGACCAUCGUGGUUGAAAGAAGUCGCGUCGAAGUGGCCAACAACAAAUAAACACUUCAUUACUCAAGCUGAAGCUAAAGUUAGUCAGUCGUUUGCUACGACAAAUCUUAACCCGUUAACCCCUGGACACUUUUUAAUUGGCUCACCCAUACUUACCCCUACAGAACCCGACACAAGCAGUGAUAAUAUAACCGUGGCUAACAGAUGGCAAAAAUUAAAGAUACAACAUCAAAACUUUUGUAAAAGAUGGAAAGAUGAAUAUCUUAAAGAGCUCCAUAAAAGAUAUAAGUGGAAAAACAAUACCCGAGAAGUUGAAAUAGGUGAUAUUGUAGUAAUUAGACAAGACAAUUUAGCACCCAAUGAAUGGUUACUUGGACGUGUGACCAAAACACACCCUGGUUCUGAUGGUAGAAAUAGAGUAGUUGACUUACAAACUUCAACUGGAACUCUAACACGACCAAUUACUAAAAUUGUUGUUUUACCCGUUAAUUAGUCUAAUACUUUUACUCAAACCCUA